AUGAUCCCCACUCCGACCACCUCUCACCUGUCUGCGGCCGACUUUGAGAGCGUCUACGAGCCUGCAGAGGACACCUUCAUCCUCCUCGACGCGCUCGAACAAGACGCCGAGCUCCUCAAGGGCAGCAGGCUCGUUCUCGAGAUCGGGUCGGGCUCCGGCUGCGUGUCCGCCUUCCUCGGCGCCAUCUGCGGGCCUUCUUCUGCACUCUACCUCUGCACCGACCUCAACCCGCACGCCGCCCGCUGUACCGCCCUCACCGGCCAGUCCAACUCGGUCCCGCUCGACCCCGUCCUCACCGACCUCACGAGCGCGCUUCACCCGCGCCUCGAGCACGCCGUCGACCUCCUCGUCUUCAACCCGCCGUACGUCGAGACGGACGAUGCCGAGGCGUUCGACGCGCAGGAGGACGGCGUCAUCGAGCGGGCGUGGGCGGGUGGGAUUGGCGGCAUGCGCGUCACGAACAGGCUCCUUGAGCAGGUCGAGACGCUCCUCUCGCCGCGAGGCAUCUUCUACCUCGUCGCCGUCCCCGAGAACAAGCCGCUCCAGAUCAUCGAGGACAUGAAGGCUCGAGGUCUCCACGGCGAGAUCACGCUCAAGCGCCGAGCCGGCCGGGAGCACCUGCACAUCCUGCGCUUCUCGCGACCAGCAGAGUCGCACACGGCUGUCGACGACCCGACGCCCUGA
Molecule: messenger RNA, 684 nt
Organism: Rhodotorula graminis WP1
Lineage: Eukaryota; Fungi; Basidiomycota; Microbotryomycetes; Sporidiobolales; Sporidiobolaceae
Exons: 6
Coding region: 1-684 (227 amino acids)
Biological process (GO): methylation
Cellular component (GO): eRF1 methyltransferase complex
Molecular function (GO): nucleic acid binding; S-adenosylmethionine-dependent methyltransferase activity; protein methyltransferase activity
Source: RefSeq, a predicted model, not a curated record